This is a messenger RNA of Budorcas taxicolor (takin), 651 nucleotides long. RefSeq names its product leucine rich single-pass membrane protein 2 (gene LSMEM2). Lineage: Eukaryota; Metazoa; Chordata; Mammalia; Artiodactyla; Bovidae. Bases 106 to 549 code for a protein of 147 amino acids. The transcript is spliced from 4 exons. The record is from RefSeq and is a predicted model, not a curated record.
AGCCGAGGUUGGGAGGUGGCCAGGCCUUCGCCAGGCUCUCAGCGUAGCCACCGCUGCCUCUAUCUGGUUCUGGCGCUGGGCACCCUCAUCGGCCCCCCACCUGCCAUGUCAGAGGAGACCCAGGAAGACACCGUGGAACUGAUGAGAAGCCGGCCGCCACUGGCUCCCAACCACGCGCAGGAGGUGCGCCUCCACCGAGUGGAGUCCAUCAGCGACCUACACAACGGCGGUCCGCUGUGCCCCUACCUGGCCGAGGAGGGGCAGCCGUGGGGCGAGCUGCUGGGCGUCCUGCCGCCCUCACUGUGCGCCCAGGCCGACUGCGGCCCAGUGCACGGCCGCGGGGCCUUCCUGCUGCUGCUGGCGCUGCUGGCGCUCACCUGCCUGGCGCUGGCCGUGCUGGCCGUCUACCUGAGUGUGCUGCAGAGCGAGUCCCUCCGCGUGCUGGCGCACACGCUGCGAACCCAGGAGGAGGUGCUGCUCAAACUCCGGCUUGCCAGUCUCAGCCAGCUGCGGAGGCUCAACUCCAGCGAGGCCCGAGCGCCCAGCUGAGAUGCCGCUCGGACCCGGGGCCUGGGGGUAUGUGCCGGGGAAUAAAGUGGCCGUUGGCAGCUUUCUCCUCUCCCACUGCUGCUCCUCACGAUUUCCUGGCUG